Guyanagaster necrorhizus is the source of this 933-nucleotide messenger RNA. RefSeq names its product phosphatidylserine synthase. Gene Ontology annotation, cellular component: membrane. Gene Ontology annotation, biological process: phospholipid biosynthetic process. The coding region runs from base 173 to 814 and encodes 213 amino acids. The record is from RefSeq and is a predicted model, not a curated record. Gene Ontology annotation, molecular function: phosphotransferase activity, for other substituted phosphate groups. The transcript has 2 exons. NCBI's taxonomy places the organism in Eukaryota, Fungi, Basidiomycota, Agaricomycetes, Agaricales, Physalacriaceae.
UUUCCUUCUUGCCUUCUACAUCCUCUUUGGACAUGAACCAACGAAAAGCCGAGUCCACGAAUGCUCACGUUGUUAACGAGGACAAUGACGACUGUGAUGCUCUUCACCGAUACCCAGAUUUUGACGGUCAUUUCUCCUUUGUCAGGUAGAUAUCUGCCUUGCCAUUCGAACAAUGCGUAGUUUGAUGAUUCCUAUCUGUAGGAAUUUCCGACUUGCAGAUAUGGUGACAAUAAUGAAUGGCGUUUGCGGAUCGCUUUCUAUAUUCUCAUCAGCAAGAUAUCUUGUUACAAAUGAUCCAGACUAUCUCUGGACUGCUCUUUGGUGUCCGUUAGCAGGCCUUAUAUUUGACUUCCUCGACGGGAAGGUUGCACGGUGGAGGAAGUCAAGCAGUAUGUUGGGGCAGGAGCUGGACAGCUUAGCGGACCUGAUUUCUUUCGGAGUUGCCCCUGCCCUUUUGGCGUUCGUCGUCGGGCUGCGAACAUAUCUCGACACCGCCAUCCUUACCGGCUUCAUAUGUUGUGGGCUCGCUCGUCUUGCUCGUUUCAAUGCGACUGUCGCACUUGUUCCAAAAGAUAACUCAGGCAAAGCUAAAUACUUUGAAGGCCUCCCUAUUCCCUCAUCCCUGGUUCUUGUGGGCACGCUGUCGUUCUGGGUCAAGAAAGGGUGGAUAGAAGGUCAAGAUGGGAUUCCCUAUGGAACAAUUACAUUAUGGGGUAGCGAAGGGGGUCGAGGCGAGCUGCAUAUGGUCAGCAUAAUUUUCGGGGCUUGGGCGGCAGCGAUGGUCAGCAAGACGCUACGUGUUCCCAAACUUUGACUGUAUACAGGACAAGGUUUUCUUAGCACAUUUCUUUGUGAAAAUUGGUAUACGAAUACCAUGUGUUCAGCGUCAUGUUGAGGCUUGGUUGAGCGACAAUUAGCUGCGAUUUGUUUGUU